AUGUCAUACAUUCUCACCCGUUCGCUGGACGCGAGGCAUGUCAUUAGGGCCAGAAUGGCCAGUCUUCCCGCCAUGUAUGCACCUCUGGUCAAGGCAUUCUCUUCUUCCACCCCAUCAAGAGCACAGCCAGUAUCCAUUCGAGCGACUCCCGAAGAACGUGCUUCCGGCAGAUUGAGUGAACAGAAUCUUGAGACCGCUGUGAGGCACGUGAGAAAAGACGGCCUCGUUGUUGUGCAGGAUGUAGUCGAGCAUGAGAUUCUGGACAAGUUGAACGAGAAGAUGGUGCAGGAUGCACUAGAGCUCAGGUCUAGAGGAGCUAAUUCGCCCUUCAAUUAUAACAAGGGCAAUUUGCAGCAGGACCCCCCUCCCGUGGAAAGAUUCUUCUUCCCCCAAAUUUUUACGAAUCCAAUUGCGACUCAGAUAACGUCGGCGGUCUUGGGCCCGCGUCCAAAGUUGACUUUCUGCUCAGGGAACUCCGCCAUGCCUCCGGUGGCUGGGGCUGCACCUGAAAGACAGCCUGUACAUUCGGAUGCCGACUUUGCACAUCCAGAUCACGCUUUUGCCUUGGUCGUGAAUGUACCUCUCAUCGAAAUGAAUCCAAAGAAUGGGUCAACCGAAGUAUGGCUUGGUACUCACGAUGGAUUUGGCUUGGAGGCACAGGAAGGUCUUCAUGGCGAAAGAGCUAGUGGCCGUAUCACAGAAUCGCUGUUGGAAACGCGCCGGAGAACUGACCCUCCAAGUCAGCCUGUUAUACCAAAGGGAAGUAUCAUCAUUCGGGACCUCAGGCUGUGGCAUGCAGGGAUGCCAAACCAUACCGAUGACGUUAGAGUUAUGCUCGCGAUGAUACAUUUUGCACCGUGGUAUCGCAAUCAAAUGAAGCUGGAACUUGCCGAGGAGAUAAAGCCGCUGGUGGAGCAGUCAAAGGAACUGGAUAUACGGGUUGAUUGGCGACAAGAUAAAUCAAACUCCCUGAUAUGGCCAAGGAAGUUAGCAGGAAAUCAUGGUAGCCAAACAUGCAGACUUCGCAAGCUCAAAUGCGAUGAGGGCAUGCCAAUUCGUCACCAGAGAAUUACCAGUGCACAGAAAGAGACCACGAAUGCAGCAGAAGAAACGAUUUCCAGUUUUGAACAUGAAGAAGCUCUCUGCAGUCUGCGGAACGAGCAAGUAGCCCAGCUAUUUGAGCACUACCUCCAGGUAUUGGCUCUGUGGUAUGAUCUCAACGAUCUUGAUUGCACCUUUGCAAGGCUCGUCAGCCGCGAGGCCCAGAAGAGCCAGCUCCUGCUCAAUGCAAUUCUCGCCUUUGCUGCCAUGCAUAAAUGUCGAACUGGUCAAUCGUCAUUGAAAGAAUUGGGUCAUGGGUACCAUAACCGGUGCUUGCGACUUCUCAUUGAGCUUCAGCAAUCAGACGAGGCGGUAUCAAAUGGGACUGCACUCGUCACUACAUGUCUCUUACGGUCCUAUGAAAUUCUUGCUGAGGAAAAGGAUCCCAAUUGCCAUCUGUUUGGCGCUUUUUCUCUGCUCCCAGAUCUCACAUCGACACUGCCCACAAAACCACUUUUGCUUGCAGGGCUCUGGAAUUAUCUUCGUGAAGAUAUCACAUUCGCACUGAUCAAUGAGUAUCCACUCAAAACAAACAUUGGCAAUGUACGACUCAUUGCAUCUCGGGAUGACGAUUAUGCCAAUCAGAUCACACUGCUUCUCGCCAGGGUGAUCAACACCGUGUUUCUUGAUGGAGAAGAUGAUGGAUUCCGUCUGGAUAGCGAGGUCAAACAGUGGCACGCGAGUCUUCCGUUUCAGCCAUAUCACGAAAUGUCUCAAGACCAAGGAUUUUCAAGAAUUCUAUUUCUUCACAAUUCCCAUGUUGCCGCCCUGCAAUACUAUCACGUUGCCAUGAUGUUGCUCAAUAAAGAUUGUGCUUCGGAUUUUGAGCUGGAUCACCAUGCACGGACAAUCUGUAGUCUGGCCCUGAGCUCCAGAAGUGAUGCUGUUAUGGUUGCAAAUGGCUGA
Molecule: messenger RNA, 2007 nt
Organism: Exophiala bonariae
Lineage: Eukaryota; Fungi; Ascomycota; Eurotiomycetes; Chaetothyriales; Herpotrichiellaceae
Exons: 11
Coding region: 1-2007 (668 amino acids)
Source: RefSeq, a predicted model, not a curated record